Messenger RNA from Rhododendron vialii, 1949 nucleotides. Its product is annotated as low-temperature-induced cysteine proteinase-like. The coding region runs from base 107 to 1624 and encodes 505 amino acids. Lineage: Eukaryota; Viridiplantae; Streptophyta; Magnoliopsida; Ericales; Ericaceae. The transcript is spliced from 5 exons. Gene Ontology annotation, molecular function: cysteine-type endopeptidase activity. The record is from RefSeq and is a predicted model, not a curated record. Gene Ontology annotation, cellular component: lysosome.
CUGACUGACUGGUAGGCUAAGUGUAAUUCAACUUUAUAUAGUACUACUCCAAAGCAAAGAUCGAAAGAUCAGACUUUUAAUUGGUCACCACUUUGGAGAAGGAUCGAUGGGUACCCCAAAGCUUCAACUCACACUCCUUUUCUUCAUCUGGGCUUCAUCCACAUGCCUCAGUUCUACUCCCCCUGCUGAUUUCUCAAUAGUAAAUCGGCCGGCAGCGAGCGAGUCGAUUUCGGAGGAGACAGUGGCUCAGCUAUUCCAGCACUGGAAAGAGAAAUACGGAAAGGUGUACAAGCACGCACUAGAGGCAGCGAAGAGGUUCCGAAACUUUCGGAACAAUUUGAAGUAUGUAAUGGAGAAAAAUAGGGAUAGGUCGGAGUUUUCGGUGGGGUUGAAUAAGUUUGCUGAUUUGAGCAAUGAGGAGUUCAGGGAGAUUUACACAUCGAAGGUGAGGAAACCGAGUAACAAGACGAUGACCGUCGAGAGGAGGGGGAAGAAGGGGGUGGCGGCGUGCGAGGGGCCGUCGUCGUUGGAUUGGAGGAAGUAUGGGGUUGUCACUGCUAUAAAGGACCAAGGAGACUGUGGAAGUUGUUGGGCAUUCUCUUCAACUGGAGCCAUAGAGGGAAUAAAUGCCAUAGUCACCAGUGACCUGGUCAGCCUUUCUGAACAAGAACUUGUGGAUUGUGAUUCCACAAAUUAUGGUUGUGAGGGUGGAUACAUGGACUAUGCUUUCGAGUGGGUUAUUAGUAAUGGUGGGAUAGAUACGGAAACUGAUUAUCCAUACACAGGAGAGGAUGGUACCUGUGUCACCUCCAAGGAGGAAACCAAGGCAGUGACCAUUGAUGGCUAUGUGGAUGUAGCAGAAGAGGAAAGUUCGCUUUUUUGCGCUGUUCUAAAUCAACCUAUUAGCGUCGGUAUUGAUGGAAGUGCUUGGGAUUUCCAACUAUAUACCAGUGGAAUCUAUGAUGGGACCUGCUCGAGCGAUCCAGACGACAUAGACCACGCUGUGUUGAUAGUGGGCUAUGGUGCCGAAGAGGAUGAGGAGUAUUGGAUAAUAAAGAACUCAUGGGGAACUGAAUGGGGAAUGGAGGGGUACGGUUAUAUAAGAAGGGGCACUACUAAAACGUAUGGGGUCUGUGCAAUCAAUGCCAUGGCUUCUUAUCCAACCAAAGAGUCUUCUUCUCCAUCUCCUUAUCCAUCUCCAUCUGUUCCACCACCACCACCACCACCAACAACACCACCACCACCGCCACCGCCACCGCCUCCGCCUCCGCCUCCACCACCUCCCUCUCCAUCGCCUAGUGAGUGUGGAGACUACUCUUAUUGCCCUGCAUCGGAGACAUGCUGCUGUAUUUUUGAAUUCUUUGAUGUAUGCUUCAUCUACGGUUGCUGCGAGUACACAGAUGCUGUGUGCUGUACUGGUACUGAGUAUUGCUGCCCUAGUGAUUAUCCCAUUUGUGACAUUGAAGAAGGACUCUGUCUCCGGGGUGCUGGAGACUACCUCGGAGUGGCUGCAAAGAAGCGGAAGAUGGCUAAGCACAAGUUCCCAUGGACUAAAUACGAAGACGUAGAGAAGAAACACCAACCUCUGGAGUGGAAGAGGAACCGAUUUGCAGCAAUGCGCUGAGAAGGAGAAAGAUCAAUAGUUCAUCAUUUUUUCAAUUACCUAAGGUGAUUUUCACCAUGGUUGGAUUCGUUUCCUUUCUUUUCCAUUCUGUUUUUUAGUAUACAUUUCAUUUUUAUCGAACUCUUUAUUAAGCAAAGUACAGAACCAUAGACAAGGGGAAAGCAGCAUAUUCUCCCCGCCUUAUGUAUUGCAGACGGUGUUUUUUUUUGGUUUUCCUGGUUUUUGUUUUUUGUCACUGUUUUGAAGGUUGACAUACAAUAACGAGGAUCUGAAAGAGACACACCUUGGUCGAUUGCUGAUGAAGAGAGUGAAAAAACUUUGAUAA